UAAAACAACACUUUACCUCCUGGCUGUUAUUUUUUUCUGGCUCAACAUCCUAAGAGGUACCAUUGGAGCUCCUGCUGUGGUCCUUUAAAAGUUGAACACCCUUAUAGGAACCAAAACUGCUUUUUCAACUCCUAAAAGGUAUGAUGAGCACCCCGUCUUUUUUAUAUUGGAUUCCCCCCCACCCCCAGGAUACUGGGAUGAGGUGGAAAAGGUGUGGUGGUCUAAUAGCUAAUGUUUUUCUCUCCUGAUCGAACAUUCUUGAUUUGAACCCUGGCUGGGGCUUUGACUAUGUUGUUGGGCAAGACACAUGUAAUCUAGCUAUAGGCCUAAUUAAAAUUAAUACAACUGCUGGCUAGCAGAUUUUUCUUCUUGAUGUGGGGAAAUCAGAUUGUUUCGCUGGGGGAGGGGAGGGGGUCUGUGUAUUUACAACUCUCCCAUAGAGGUAAAUCCAUUUUGCUUGCAUUGCAUCAUGUCACAUUGCAUCCAAAGAGUUUGCUCCUGACUGAUCCCUCCCCACGAGGGAAGUACACAGUAUGCAUUAUUUUACUUUUUCCACUGAAAAAACAGUGCAAUGGAAUGGUUCCUUAUGGUUAAGUGUCCUAACAUUGUCAUGGUUACCCUCUAUGGUCAGCUAGUAGUUAAUGUAGCUCUACCAGCCUUAUAGCAACAUUCUCCUUGUUCAUCUAUAAAUUUGUUGUUGAGUGUAAUGUAGUGGUAAAAUAUUGUUUCCAUUGGCCAUAUGCUGCAUGAUUGCCUGAACUGGAAAAACAAGGUUUCCAUUCCAGAAGCUAAAGAUCAGUGCUAGCACCAGUGAGGCAUCUUGCUUCUGGUAUCAUCAGUAUUGUAACAGACAUAGCCUUUUCAUCUUAAGACAAAGUAAUAGAAUAAUUGUCAUGAAUUAAACCUUCUUGUGGUAGAGAUGUUGUUCUUAUGUUGCAGGAUCUUGAUGGUGUUGAGGAGUUUAUCAGAGAAAAUCAUGAAAAGCUGGUGGCUAUUGGAGAGGUUGGUUUAGAUUUUACCCCAAGAUUUAUAAGCAAAGAGGAAGAUAAAGAUGUACGGAGAGAGGUGUUCAGCUGGCAGAUAAAACUUGCCCAAGAGCUUGAUCUCCCUUUAAAUGUCCAUUUCCAAUCAGCAGGGAGGCAUGUGAUUGAAUUGCUACAAGAAAAUGGUGCCAAGAAUGUUCUGCUGCAUGCAUUUGAUGGGAAACCUUCCAAUGCUCUCAGGGGCGUUCAACAAGGAUACUACUUUUCCGUUCCACCAUCUGUAGCUCGCUCACCAGAGAAAGAGAAGCUUGUGAAAAAUGUCCCGCUCUCAAAUCUUCUACUGGAAACAGAUUCACCAGCACUGGCUGCUGAAAAACAGACAAGGAAUGAACCUAAGAACAUCUACAUUUCGUGCGAGGCAAUCUCAAGGAUCAAAGGAAUUCCUAUGCAGACAGUUUAUGAAGAAACCACAAAAAAUGCUCUGAAGUUGUUUCCCAAACUCCACAGAUUUAUUAGGAAGUGAUUUAAUGAGCAAUCCAGAUUGAAUUAACAAAAUUAACAAAAUUAUUUAAUAUGGUGAGUGGAAUGUUGCCUGUGAACAGGCUUCAGCUUGAAGGGUCUGACAGUGGCUGGAAGGGUCUGACAGCGACUGGAAGGGUCUGACAGCAGCUGGAAGGGUCUGACAGCGGCUUGAAGGGUCUGACAGUGGCUGGAAGGGUCUGAAAGGGAGUGGAAGGGUCUGACCACGGCUGGAAGGGUCGGACAGUGGCUGGAAGGGCCGAGAAAGAACUGGCUGAGAGUGGAGUGGAAUGGGAUUUAGGGAGUGAUCAACAAGUAAUUUUAAAAUUGCCAACAUCAUACAGCAAUGACAAUAUUAUUAUUUAAGAAAUAGAAAACAUGUA
Messenger RNA from Orbicella faveolata, 1885 nucleotides. RefSeq names its product deoxyribonuclease TATDN3-like. Gene Ontology annotation, molecular function: hydrolase activity, acting on ester bonds. NCBI's taxonomy places the organism in Eukaryota, Metazoa, Cnidaria, Anthozoa, Scleractinia, Merulinidae. The record is from RefSeq and is a predicted model, not a curated record.